AUGCAAGAAAGUGAUUAUUCUUGGAGAGGACAUAUCGGUGGGAUAGAAGAACUGAGACAAAAUGGUUGGACCAUAUUUACUGUGACCAUACAUAAAUUGAUUGCUGAAGAGUUUGACAUAAACUGCCAAUUGAUGGGACAGGGUGAUAAUCAAGUGUUAAUUUGUAAGUAUCCUAAAAAUAGCUCACACACCAGACAAAUUCAUGAAGAAUUUAUAGAUAGUUUAGAGCUCAUACUUAAAAAAAUAGGGCCGCCUUUAAAGGCGCGUGAAACCUGGAUGUCAAGUGUCUUCUUCAUAUAUGGGAAAAAUCCGAUAUAUAAAGGAAAUCGACCCACCAAUGAACAAUUUCAGAAUUUGGAGUCAACACCAUCUUCUAUUGCGGCUAAUACCUCUUCAGCAUCCAUUAUGAAUUAA
Messenger RNA from Macrosiphum euphorbiae (potato aphid), 414 nucleotides. NCBI's taxonomy places the organism in Eukaryota, Metazoa, Arthropoda, Insecta, Hemiptera, Aphididae. The record is from the annotation of a GenBank genome assembly.